CAGGGGCGGGGCGAGGCCAGGGGAGCCUCGCAAGCGGAGAUUGCCCUUGUGUCUCGAGCCGGGAAGCGGCUGGGAGCGGAGCGGAGCAGCGCAGCCUCCCCGCGCGCCGCGGCGCCAGCGCAGCCCCCCCCGCCGCCUCCGCCCGCUAGCGGGACGGGACGGGACAGGAGAGGCGAACAAACGGACGGACGGACACGCCGGCAGGGGCAAAGGGAGCCAGUGGGGGCACUCGGCACCGCUCCGCGGGGGAACCUGAACCUGCCCAGCAGCGCCGGAGCCAGAAGAGAGAGCCGUUCCCCCCCCCUCCUCCCUCCCCAAUCCGCCCCCGCGACCCUGGUCCUCCUCCUCCUCCUCACCCCACUGGAUACAGCGAGGGAGACACUGCGGCGGAGGCGGCGGCGGCGGCGGCUCCUGCGGGGGGAAGGAAGCGCCCGGAGAGCGGAGCGGCGGGAGGCUGCGGAUCUGCGUGCCUGGCGCCCACCCAGCCCGAGGGGAGACCCCAGGAUGCGGCUGAAGCCCGGCGCCCUCCUGCGCUUCUACAGCCUCUGCGGGAUCCUCGUACAAGUGGCUGCUACAAAGAGCAAAGGUAGAGGCAGCCAAGGGCAGUUUCCACUUACACAGAACGUCACGGUUGUUGAAGGGGGAACAGCAAAUUUGACCUGCAGGGUCGAUCAAAAUGAUAACACCUCCCUCCAGUGGUCAAAUCCAGCUCAACAAACACUGUACUUCGAUGACAAGAAAGCUCUGAGGGACAACAGAAUUGAGCUGGUCCGAGCUUCAUGGCAUGAACUGAGUAUCAGUGUCAGUGAUGUGUCUCUGUCGGAUGAAGGGCAGUAUACCUGCUCUUUAUUUACAAUGCCUGUCAAAACUUCCAAGGCUUUUCUUACCGUUCUCGGUGUUCCUGAGAAGCCACAAAUUACUGGAUUUACCUCACCAGUUAUGGAGGGAGAGAGGAUGCAGCUAACUUGCAAGACGUCUGGUAGUAAACCAGCAGCUGAUAUCAGAUGGUUCAAGAACGACAAAGAAGUUAAAGAUGUUAAAUAUUUAAAAGAAGAAGAUGCAAAUCGUAAAACAUUCACAGUCAGCAGCACACUGGAUUUCCUAGCAGAUCGCAAUGAUGAUGGUGCAGUUGUAAGCUGCAGAGUAGAUCACGAGUCCCUAAACUCUACACCUCAGAUAGCAAUGCAGGUUCUAGAAAUACACUAUACACCUUUAGUUAAAAUCAUUUCUUCCAAUUCAUGGCCUGAAGAAGGACAAUCUAUAAUUUUGACUUGUGAAUCCAAAGGAAAACCAGUGCCAGAACCAGUGCUGUGGACAAAGGAUGGUGGAGAACUACCAGAUCCAGAGAGAAUGGUUGUCAAUGGCAGGGUCCUAAGCAUCAGUUUCCUAAACAAAACAGAUAAUGGUACAUACCGAUGUGAAGCAAAAAAUCCUAUCGGCCGAAACAGCACAGAAUAUGUCCUGAUAGUACAUGAUGUUUUCAACACUUUGCUUCCCACUACUGUCAUCCCCUCCCUUACCACUGCAACAGUCACAACCACUGUAGCCUUAACAACCAGCACAACCACAUCGGCAACAGCCAUCAGCACCAGAGAUCCAAAUGCUUUGGCUGGACAGACCGGACCUGACCAUGCCCUUAUAGGAGGAAUAGUGGCUGUAGUUGUCUUUGUAACGCUAUGUUCUAUAAUUCUCCUUGGUCGAUACCUGGCAAGACAUAAAGGAACAUAUUUAACAAAUGAAGCAAAAGGAGCCGAAGAUGCACCUGAUGCCGACACAGCCAUUAUCAAUGCAGAAGGCAGCCAAGUCAAUGCAGAGGAAAAAAAAGAGUAUUUCAUUUAGAUGCAGAGCUAGAAUCUUGGAGUUUUACUUAUCAGGCUGACUGCUGGGGAAAACUGGCUAUAAUUUCUCAGAAUUCCUUUCUGCCAUCUUCUGCUAUCUUUAUUAACUCUCACACCUGCUAUAAGUAGCCAGUUUAUGCCAACAAUCAGCUGUUGACAUCAUCAUUCUAUAAUUACAGUAUCAUGCGUAAAGCAGGACAUUUCUUAUUGCCUAAAAUUCAUAUCCACUGCUCUCUUAACAUACAGUGCUUGAAUAUACAGCCUUAACAAUGUUAAUCAUCAUCUUAAUCCAAGUUUUCUACAUUUUUAAAUGUUAUGCAGCUUUCUUCUUUUUCCGUUUUCUUUUAUCAUGUCCCUACUAGUGUGUCAUAAAACAAAAUUCAUAACAAAUACUAUUAGGUAGGGACCUAGCUUACUUACAUAAAACGUUAAGUCUAAGAUUAGAGGUUUACAAAGAAUAUACAUGUCUAUCUAUAAUUCAAAACAACAACUUGUUUUUGAAACAUAUGCCCUAGGAAACACAAACCGAAAUAUUUUUGGUAUAGUUUCUUGCAUGCUUGGAUUUGAUGGAAAGAAAAUAUCAGUCUACUGAAUUUUUUGUUCUAUUUUGCUUUGUUUUGUUAUGUUUAAAAUGGUACCUUGACAACAGUGCCAUGUUUCAGUGGUAAAAAUAUGCUGAACAGCUAUACAAAUUCUGCAAAGUUAGAUAACAGUACUUCAUUUGAAACAAAUUUGACCUGCCCUUUUACUGCUUUUUGGGAUCACUGAGAUUAGAGAACUUUCUGUGUAACUUCUGUUUUUUAUAAUUUAUUUGCUUCACAUGACCUCACCUGCCUACUCAAAUUUGAAGUGUUCAUGGGGCACAACUGCAAGACGUUUUAGUAUCUGUAUAUAGCGCAUAUAAUAAAUUCAAUUAAACAUUAUUUGAUACAUAUUUAACUUUUUUGGCAGUAGCUAAGUCAGUCACAAGCAAGCAUUUUCUAAUGUCCAUUAUAUCCCUUUAGAUAUGACUCAAAUCAGUAUUCUGAGUAGAUAACAUGUAUUAGUGGGUUUUUGUCUGUAUGUCCUAGCACUGUUCAGCAGCAAACUUUUCUAGUUCUUGUUAAUUUUUUCUUUGUUAUACAAUGGAAGCACAAUGUUAUAUGGAAAGAUAGUUUUAAGCUAACAACCAGUGCACAGCCUCAGGUUUUAAAUUACAACCACAUUUGAUUACUAUCCUUAAAAAAUACUAUUGAGUUGCUAAAAUUCUCAAUUUUUCGUUUGGCAGUUCCAGAGCUGCUUCUCUAUGUUGGUUUGCCAAAAAAAAUAAAAAAAAAAAAAAAAAAAAAAAAGGAAAAAAAAGGAAAAAAAAAGAAAAAAAAAGAAAAAAUAGAAGUGUUAAAACAAAAGAUAUAUGUUUUGUGUAUACAGUAAAUGGACUAAUUCUUUAUAUUAAAUUCCUGUCUAUGCAUUUUGUGAGGUACAAACUUAUGUCACCGUGAAUGAUAGAGAAUUCCUGCCAUGCUUUUAGCUCCACAGUGAAAGUCUCUGUUUGGAUUAUUUCUGAAUUUUUUUGUGUAAUUGACAGCUGAAAAAUCACAUGCUCUUAAAUAUGACAACAAAACACUCUAAGCCCAUUGGCUUACUUCCUCUUCCAAUGAAAGAGAAAGGUUGCUGUAACAGCUCUUGGAAACGAUUGUACACUGGAGAACGCAAGUCUAGAUGGAGCUUGUCUUGCUCCUAAGUUUUGCACCUUUGACAAAAGAGUAUUUCUCCCUGGUAGCUGUGCUUGUGAAGCCUAAAAGCAUGAUGGUCUGCUGUAAAGAACUUUCUCCUGGGAUUUUAUUUUUGUGUGGGGAAGGGAGACUUUGGAAAAAUGACAUCAUGUAGUACAGUAAAAUGGAAGAUAAAAGGUGCUCUGUCAGAUUAUUUAUCAGAAGAGUAUAAACCUUUUAAGGACGAUAUUAGAGUAUUUUAAUUGUUUUUGUUGAAACAUUUAUCUUGUUCGUUUCUAAGAAAAAAGGGUGUCGUCAAUCAAAGCAGCACUUUUUUUCGAAGUAUACAGGCAUAAAUAAUAUGAUGUGGUUGAGUGUUAACAUAAUAAAUCAUAUACAGUAUGACAUUUUAAAGAAAUAAGUCUGCAUUGAUGUGAUUGCAUGCUUGUUUUUACAGUUCUCUCCAUACCCAUCUGUGGAAAAAUGCAAUAAUAUGUUAAUAUAAUAUGGUAGUUUGAGAGAACCAGGUAGGUGCUACUAGACACAUUGAAAACUAGUAUAGGUUUACAAGAUAUUCAUGUCUUUCAAAACAUACACAUGUAAAAGGCUGGCAAAGGAAGUCAUUCAGUUUAAUACCAAAAAUAUGGGUUCAUGUCACAACAGUAAGUUACAUUACCUACAGUACAGUAUCACAUAUGGCACAGUUUUAUUUCAGGACCUGGAGCCCAGUUCAACUAAGCAUUUAAGCACAUGCUGAGCUUUAGGCAUCAGAGAAGUUCCAUUGGACUGUAAGGCACUAUUCAUAUGCUUAAAAAUAAGUGCUUCCCUGGAUGAGGGCCUUAUUUGCUCAAGUGGAAUUCCCCACCAGUAUGGUGUUUAUGCCUUUUUUCAUUCUUCCUAACUCAAGCUUGCUUGAAUAGUAGGGUUGUUACUGGAACCAUUACCCAACCAAGGUCAGGUAGGGCCUUCAAAAGUGAGAUUGCCCUUGAGGUAACCAUUUCAAACCAUUUUCUCCAGUGGCAAAGAAACAGCAUUUAAACUUUGUAAAAAGAGGGAAGGGGAAAAAAAAAAAAAAAAAAACAAAAAACACACAAACAAACAACACCAAAAACAAUGUACUGUUAAAAUAGGUUAUUUCAUUGGUUUUCAAUUAAAAUGUCUCACAUGUGCUUGCUUUUAAUGCAGUUGAUCUUCCAUUAUCUUGCACCUCGUGAUGUCCCUUGCAUCUGUGCAAAGCAGGUGUGAAAAACCCCACACCAAGUAUUCUACCUGGAUAGCACCUUGCAAGCCUGUCUGGUUUUCACUGGUUUAAAUUACUACACUAGGUGUAAAGAGGCAUCCCUUUUCUUUGUAUGCAGAACCAUGUCUCAACACUAACAACAUUCAGCAGGCUCAAAGCCAGUCAUCUGUUCCCUUUGUCCAAGAUCCCAUUCUGAAACACCGCUUUUAUUAUGGUGUGAGGUAUCCAGCGAAUGUGAAAAGUGGAGACUCUGAAUGGGAACUACCCUCUCUAAAAUGUAUGUGACAUCCCUUCCUACACACACUUGCAGAGCAGUUUUCUUGAGACCAGGUAGCUAGUUUUCUGCCAGUGUACUGUUUACAGUGUCGAUUGCUGAUUAUUUUUAAACUUUCUGAUGUAGAUUUUUUUUUAGUGCUUCGAGAACAUUCUCAUGAUUUGAACAAGAAAGAGGUGCAUCGUCGCACUCUUUUAGGGUCAUCUGACAAACCAAGAAACAAUUUAAGGAACCUAUGUUUAACUUGAGGCUCAGAAUUUAAUCUAGAACACUUUAAAAAGUUUCCACGUUACUUAAGGGUGGUUUGUCUUGCACUGAGACUCCAUCUAUAAAGGAAAACAUGAAGAAGACCAAUUUUUUCUAAAUAAGACAUGAAAGUUAACAUCUUGUGUUAACAUCAUUGCAGUAUGAUAUAUAUAUAUAUAUAACUAUUUCAAUGAAAAGAAAGGACAGAAUCAUCUGUAAUUAUGUAAUUCAUGAUUGUAACAGCACUGAAGUUACCAUGUACGCACAUGUACAGUAGCUAUUUCAACAGUUACAGUGUAGUUACAUGUAAUUCCCUGUAACAUAACAGUUAUAGUGUAAUUUAGUGCCACUUAUUGUAAAGUGUUACCAAAAGGAAAAUGGAGUUCUUACCUUUACAAUUCCAUUCAAAUUAAAGGUAAGUUUAUUAAAUUAGCACCAUGAAUCUGAUAUUGCAUUUCUUAAUUAAGGAGGCGAUUUAAAACUUCAUGUUCACACUGCAGCUUCCCCCACCGCUUACCCAGACUCCUCCAAGUGUCUAAUCUCUACACUCCUAGGAACUGGUAAUAUAUAUGUGAUGAACAUACCAAAAAUCCAGCUACUUCAACUUUAAUUGAAUAAGCUGUCUAAUAGAGAAAAAACAAACAAACAAACAAACAAACAAAAAAAAACAAGUAAUGCUUUUUAUUAAGUGGCACAAAGUACACACUAAAAACUAUGCAAAAAUAUAGGUAAAUACAGUGUACUUACAUGUAAGUAUCUUGUACUUGCUGUGUAUGGAUAUUCGAAAACCGUGUAAUUACAAUAUGCAUUUUGAUUAUUUCAAGCAGGGGGGUGACCCCUACAAGUCACAAGGAAAACCUGGAAGGUACAUAUCCAAACAGUGGAUACCCUAAUGCAAUAUGUGUAAUUCCUCUGCUUACAAUGACUAAUUUAUAGAAAUGCUUAUAUGACUCCUCAUUCUCAAUAGCUGUGCUUUCCAUUUCUUUGAGGCCCAUUAAAGAUCACUGAAACACCUUUAGGCAAAGUAAGACACUGACUUUGCUAAUGGCUUUUCUGCUAGCACUCUGCAUGUCUGGCAACACUGUUGUACAAUCUAUUUCUGGCUCAACAGCACAAGUUUCCUCUUUUUUUCCAUCCUCAAGGGAGCCUAGUAUGUUAAGAUGCUGAAAUAUGCUGCCAUAUGCCCUGGUAUUUUUAGCACAAACAAGAGAGAAAGAAAGAGAGAGAGAUGAAUUUUUCUGACCCCUAUUUUGCUGAAUCACCUCACCUGGAAUUUCCGCUACUCACUCAAUAAUGCCAGGUAAUCUUAAAUUGUAAGUACAAAAUGCUUCCAUCAAAGUACAGAGGAUGCCUUUAAUGAUGAAUCAUAAUGAUAAAGCUAACAUUUUGUAAAUGUGAGGUUUUGUAUUACUGAUUUUUUUACUUCUCACCACUUAUGCAUCAUACCCUUCCAGAAGGAAUGCACUGAAAGACAGAUAACAUAGAAUAUCAAAAGAAGAAAAGAAUAUUGUAAACCUUGUUGUGGUUACCAGUGCUAUAACCGUCCUUUGUGUCCUAUGUAACAAGCAAAUAGAUGUAUUUAGCAACUGCCAUUAGCAUCAUUUCACCUUAUACUGUUCCUAGAAUAUGACAUCUACCUCUUAGUCUAAAGACGAGCUAUGAGAUAUUUGUAUACAUUUUUAAUACUAUUGCAACUUUGAUGUAGUCUUGAAAUAAAAUCACUGUUGUUGGUUUUGGUUUUUUUUUUUUUUUUUUUUUUUUUU
Columba livia (rock pigeon) is the source of this 7055-nucleotide messenger RNA. It is a transcript of the gene CADM2, whose product is annotated as cell adhesion molecule 2. The transcript has 11 exons. Gene Ontology annotation, cellular component: neuronal cell body membrane. NCBI's taxonomy places the organism in Eukaryota, Metazoa, Chordata, Aves, Columbiformes, Columbidae. The record is from RefSeq and is a predicted model, not a curated record. The coding region runs from base 505 to 1839 and encodes 444 amino acids.